UAUGAAUAAAUUAUGCUAAUCGACUUCAACUUCUGCCGGUGUGUGACGUCACUAAUUAGGUCCUAAAUAUAAAGUAUUGUUAGUGUGUUGCAUGCCAUGCUAUCGGAGCAAUGAAAAGAGUAUUUUCAUCGUAAAAUGGAUGAACAAAAUGUAGAGAAAUGCGGGUCUGUAAUCGGAGAACAUGCUUCAAACACAUUUUAUAAAGCAAUUAAAUUUUCAAAAAAUGGUAAAUACAGAAUUUUGAGCUUGGGAGAAUUUUUCUACAUUAAAAUAACAAAAUUGAGAGAUGUGUGCGUGGGGGAACUGCAGAUGAUUUGGACAAACAAGCAAGAUGAAAAUCAGUUAAUCUGCAGCGUACGACUUUAUUUAUUGCCUGAGCACACCGAUGCUGGUAGGGAGGAACAGCAUGGAGAGGACGAGAUUCUGGGGAUGUCGGAGAAGCUGAUCUUGAAGGCCUGUGACCUGGUCCCCCUGUUAAUGGAGAACGUGACGUGGACGUUUGGUCGGCCUCUGUACCAGGAGCAGGACAUCCAGCCCCAGGGAGAGGAAUUCACUAACAUCUUUGUCUGCAACAAAAAGGGACUUAACUUCUCCGAUGUAGAGAAAGAAAAGGAGGAAAUAGGGUAUAAAGGGGAUUCCACCUCAACUCCGCUUACAAUCCUCAGUUUCGCUCAGUACUGUAGAUACAGGACUGUCCUUAAAAGACUUGAGAAUAUGGUAGACAAAUGGCUAAGAAAUGCCAUUAUUUGUGCCAUUGGUGGAAUUGUGACAAAACACAAGAAUGCCAGAAUUAUGUUCUGUAAAAACACGGUGGAUGUCCCAGAACUGGAUGAUCUGGAGAUUAGAUGUGAUCAUCUAGCUCCUUCACUGAAAGGACGGCCGAGGAAGAAAAAAUCUCUGAACCGGAGUGACUCGGAGAGUUAUGAGACGUCAUCGGAUGUAUCCACGCCUGGCUGCAAAAAAUUUGUUAUGUCGGGAAAGCGUGAAUCAGCCCUACGUAAUGGCUUAAAGUUUGACAAGAGUCAAGUGAGCACAGAGGAACAAGAAUUUCUGUUUAAUCUCCACCGCUUCAUGAAGAAGAGAAACACCCCUAUUUGUCGGAUUCCUUCGCUCGGAUUCAAACAAGUGGACCUGUACUUUUUCUACAGUUAUGCACAAAAACUUGGAGGAUAUGAAAUGGUGACACAGAGGAGGUUAUGGAAACACCUUUAUGACAAGCUCGGUGGAAAUCCAGGAAGUACUAGUGCUGCCACCUGUACCCGCAGACAUUAUGAAAAGUUACUAUUGCCAUAUGAGCGUUAUGACAAAGGUCGUAACAUUGAGAAGAAAACGACCAAACUACCUAAAGAAGAGCCGGAGAGUAAAGACAGGGAGGACAACUCUUGUAAGACAGAGGAGGACCAGGUCAAACCUCGGAGGAGAUUUAAAACCACUCUGACGCUCAGACAAAGGGCAGAGCAGUGGGAACAAAUCCGAAAGCUUAAGGAGAGGCAAAAAACCAUCAAAGGAAGAAAACCAGGCAGGCCAAGAACAGUAAAGAAUUUGCUAGACAGCUCAGAGAAAGAAAAGACACAGGCCAUCACACCCUCCAGCAUCAAGACGGAGCCCCUAAGUAAAGAGGAGACAACAGACCCUCCAGGGGAAAGGACUGAAGGUUCGGUCAAGGUCAAGGAGGAAAGGGAAAGUGAGCCAGAUAGUGAAUCCAGUGCCAAUGUGUUCAGCCAAUCAAAACUCUUCCAACAAAACUCUGUGGAAGGAUCAUCUAGUGCUAGCAUGAGUCACUCUAAGGCCAUGGAACGAGGAGUCCCAAACAUACCGGUACAUCAGGCAGCUAUGUUUUACCCACAGACAUUUAUCCCCCUUGGUGGACUUCAUCCAAUGGGACUGCCUAUCAUGAAUCAGUUACCCAUGGGAAUGCCAAGGUUCUUUAGUCAUCCAUCAUUAGCGCCAGGCUCUUCUGAUAAGCAGCAUUCAUUUCGUCCAAAUAUUCUCAGAAAUUCCCAUAAAACAUCAUCUCUAGAAAGCCGACCAGCUCAUGUCUCAUCCAAACACUCGAGUUCUUCAUCAUCACAGUCCCUGGACCUACUCACAUCAACGCAUACUCAGAGUCGACAGCCAACAAGCACAUCCCCAUGUUCCUCAGGAGGGUCCUCCCCCCAUACACUCAUGGUGCCCCCCGCUCACUCUAAUGGACUGAAAAGACACUACUCAUCAGGUCAGCUCCACGUUCCUAAUGCUUCAGGGUCAUCUUUUGCCAACAAGUCACUGUUAUUUGACUUUGAGAGUCCCAAACGUCAGAAACUGGACUUAGUUACCAGUAACAAAACAGACUGCUCUGAUGAGCCUACUGACUUAAGUAUGAAAACUCUGAAGAAGAAAGAGAAUUCAGAGACCAGUGAGAGAAACAGUACCCCCGGUUUAUCUAGGGAAACCCCGGAACGUCUGGUCAAGCGGGAGAGGUCUCCUGCUCUACACCGGGUCCAAACUUGUCCAGCGGGAUUGGAACAUCCUCUUGAUAUUCCCCACAGUGUGUUCAAUAAACGACCCUCGUCUGUGUUCAGUCCUGCUGUUUAUCCCAGUAGCAAUAUGGUGGAACUAAGUAAAAUACCGUCAUCCAAUUCACAAUCUCAGGAAGGGACAAAAUCAGUUAAAAUGGAGGAUAAGUCUCAGGAAGCUAGAUUGUCAAGAAGUGCUCUCAAGGGUCCCGAAUCUCUGAGUCCCAGAAUGAAGGACGGUCUGCCAGAUCUCCCCCCGGGGAUGGUCCACCCCGCCUUCCUACACCCCAUGAUGCGACCCUCAGUCCCCCUUCCCCAGGCAGGCUUCUUCCCCAUCCCCCUACAAUUACAACAGUUGUACCAGGCCCAGCUGAGGGCUAGUGCUGCCUAUGAUGGGUUAUUACAACGAGACCACACAGCAUUUAACAAUGUACCCAUGUUUGUUCCUCAGAUGCCAGUGUUCUCACAGAGAGACAAGAAGUGACCGUGUGCAAUGUAUAUCUAUAGUCCUUAUCCAAGUGUGUGUAGAGAAUAUCUAUAGUACACCAGAAAUACUACUAAUCUCCAUAUAAAGAGUACAACGGAGUAUUUUUCAUUGACUUCUACGAAUUUUCCUAUGUUAAUGCAAUUUAUAUAUACAAUGAAUGUAUAUUUAUAUACAUGUCUACAGUAACUUACAACUUUGUGAACAUCAAACUACAAAUGAAGUACAUAUGAAUGAGAAAGUCUAGUAUAAAAAAUACAAAAAGGUUCAAGAUUUCCCCUCUUAACUUAUAUUAUGUUUGAAAUCUCUCUUGACGAUUGUUUAAAAAUGGAGAAUGGUGUUUGGACUGUUUCUAUAGUACAAUAUUUCUGCUACAUUGUCAUAUGUUAAUUGUGUUUAAAACUUCAAAUGUAUGUUGAUUUUUUUUCUUAUUGUCAUAUCUUUGUAUGCUAUAGUAUUUCUUGUUUUUGUUUUUGAACUUUUUUAUUUCUAUAAAAUGUUAUAAUACCAAUAGCGAUCCUAGCAUAAUACAGAUUUUCCCUUGCUUUAUCAGAGUGACUUUAGUCAGUAGACAUUGUUUGGAUGAGAUUAGAGGGGGAGUUAGCUGUGAUGAGAGGAGCCUCCCACUUCUGUAUAGGUCGUUACUAUGACAACUGUAAAUGCCCAUAUUGUGAUUUCUUUGUGCACAAUGUUAUGAAGCCAUUACUUGGAUAUAAAAUG
Saccostrea cuccullata (small rock oyster) is the source of this 3699-nucleotide messenger RNA. RefSeq names its product AT-rich interactive domain-containing protein 5B-like. Gene Ontology annotation, biological process: regulation of transcription by RNA polymerase II. The record is from RefSeq and is a predicted model, not a curated record. Gene Ontology annotation, cellular component: nucleus. Gene Ontology annotation, molecular function: transcription cis-regulatory region binding. The transcript has 12 exons. Bases 136 to 2979 code for a protein of 947 amino acids. Lineage: Eukaryota; Metazoa; Mollusca; Bivalvia; Ostreida; Ostreidae.